UUGUUUUUCUCCGCUACAUUGUCGACGAGCGCGAUGAUCGAGGUUAAAUACUUGAAGAAAUACCUCUUAGUGCGUGGAAUAGUGAUAAGCUACAACUAUUUUGGCUGGGGUCUCGAUCUUCCUGAAGUAUAGCCAAUGCUGCAAGCAAUCGCUGACAAGAGUAUACCAGUAUUCCUUCAUCCCGAAUUACGGGUUGGCGGACAGUGUAUUUGGACCUUGUUAUAGAAACCGUGGACAGGCUCUCGGGUAUCGUUGGAAUUCACCACGAAGAGGACGAUUCCCAUGUCGCCCAUUUUCGUAGCUGAUCUUCAACAAAAUACCUGACUUGAAGGCAAUCCUAUCUCAUGCCGGCGGUAUGCUAUCGUUCAUUGCACGUCGAAUCGAGGCAUGUAUUGAGCAGGACCGCGAAUGAGAAACGCAGGGGUCGACCAAAUGCGGCAAGGAAGCCUAUAUGGGAGGUGCUAGAGAAGAACAUAUACAUGGAUGGCAUCUUCUUCGACAAUAUUCCUUUGAAAGGAGCGGCAGGUGCUAUAAGUAUUGACAGGCUGAUGUUCGGUAUAGACUACCUGUCGCUCCCCAGCUUGAGGAAGGACGGGAUGUAUGCGGACCAUGGCGUCAAAUAGGGAUGCAACAAAGGCGUGAUUCGGAAAGGGUGAAGAACAUGACAAAGUCAUGGGCUGAAACGCGGUGAGGCACUGAACCUCAAAUAGUAAUA
Messenger RNA from Lindgomyces ingoldianus, 715 nucleotides. RefSeq lists its product as uncharacterized. The transcript has a single exon. NCBI's taxonomy places the organism in Eukaryota, Fungi, Ascomycota, Dothideomycetes, Pleosporales, Lindgomycetaceae. The record is from RefSeq and is a predicted model, not a curated record. Bases 345 to 623 code for a protein of 92 amino acids.